Molecule: messenger RNA, 1159 nt
Organism: Aspergillus vadensis CBS 113365
Lineage: Eukaryota; Fungi; Ascomycota; Eurotiomycetes; Eurotiales; Aspergillaceae
Exons: 4
Coding region: 130-1104 (324 amino acids)
Source: RefSeq, a predicted model, not a curated record
UAGUAGAUAAAAUAUAUAUAAAUAACCCUAUACCCCCAUACCUCUCCCCUCCUAUCCUCAACCAAACAGUAGUCCAAUCGAUACUAGUAUCUAGUAGUACUACUAGUAUCAGCACUACUUACACCAAAAAUGCCUGGCGUCCUCACCCAAACCCUCGCCGUCAGCGACGGUCCCCUCACCUCCGAAAACGCUGCCCUCCUUCGCCCCUCCGACCCUAACCUCCCCCUCGACGAGCUCCGCGCCCGCUUCAACGCCGACGGCUACCUCUUCCUCAAAGGAGUCCUCCCCCGCGAAGACGUCCUCGAAGCCCGCCGCCAAUACUUCUCUUACCUCGCCCCCACCGGCGUCCUGAAGACAGACAGCGACCCCGUCCACGGCAUCUUUAACCCCGACAAAACCCCCGACGACUUCCCCGGCAUCGGGGCUGGUGCGGCUGGUGGUAAUGGCCGGCCGGGCGGGGAGAGCGCCGCACAAUUCGUCGAUCGCGCCAUCGAGGCUCACUACAAGGACUGGUAUGCCGAGAAGCUGGUCCAGCAUCCGGCGCUAUAUGCCUUUAUUGCCAAGUUCACGGGGUGGGGUGACAAUACGUUGACGUUUAAGCGGACGCUAUUGAGGAAUAAUAUCCCCCAGACGAAGCCUAUUGGUGUCCAUUAUGAUCAGAUCUUUAUUAGACAUGGUGAGCCCACGGCUGUGACGGCUUGGGUACCUAUUGGGGAUAUCAAGUUGAGUGGUGGGGGGUUGAUUUAUUUGGAGGAUAGUGAUGUCGUGGGCCAGAAGAUUGAGAAUGAAUUCACGGCCAAGGCUCUGGCAGCGGGCAUGACGGAGGAAGAGGCUAAAUAUGCCUUCAACUCGAAUAUGAUGUCCACGGGCAUGUUGUCGGAGAAUCCCGCCGAAUUUGCCAAGGAAAAUGGCCGGCGUUGGUUGGUUGCGGAAUACGAGGCGGGGGAUGUGGUGCUGCAUAAGCCUCACAUGAUCCACGCGUCGACGGUGAACAAUGACCCGGAUAGAGUGAUCCGGUUGGCGACGGAUUUGCGGUUUGCAGACUCGUCCCGGCCGUAUGAUAAGAGAUGGAUGAACUUUUACCGAUUUAAUGACGGUGUUUAAUUGGUCAAAUUGGGACAAUGACAGUGUUGGUUAAUUGAACAUAAACUUAUGACAG